Oreochromis aureus is the source of this 4031-nucleotide messenger RNA. RefSeq names its product inositol polyphosphate-5-phosphatase D (gene inpp5d). The record is from RefSeq and is a predicted model, not a curated record. Gene Ontology annotation, molecular function: phosphatase activity. The transcript has 27 exons. Bases 194 to 3454 code for a protein of 1086 amino acids. Lineage: Eukaryota; Metazoa; Chordata; Actinopteri; Cichliformes; Cichlidae. Gene Ontology annotation, biological process: phosphatidylinositol dephosphorylation.
AGCUAGUAGCAGCUUCCUUUUACAAUUUGCGGAGGCAGUGGAUGAACAAGUGAAAGAAAGAACUAAAAAGUAUGCACCAUGAGAAGAUGAAAAUAGCCAGAAAGAAAAACUGAGUCUACUUUGUUUUGCUGGGAUCAUUUUUUUGAGAUCACAUGCAGAGCUCUUGAGAUCGAGCUCUUGGGUGAAAAACAGGAUGCCAAGUUAUCAACCUUGGUACCAUGGCAAUAUAACUCGAUCCAAAGCUGAGGAUCUGCUUUCCAAAGCAGCAAGAGAUGGAAGCUUCCUCAUCCGGGACAGUGAAUCCAUACAGGGAGCCUAUGCCCUCUGUGUUUUAUAUCAGAACUGUGUGUACACAUACAGAAUCCUGCCAAAUGAAGACAAGAAGCUCUCUGUCCAGGCAUCUGAAGGAGUGCCUAUUAGGUUCUUCACAAUGCUUCCUGAGCUGGUGGAGGCGUAUUAUAGCCCCAACAUGGGUUUAGUCACCCACCUGCAGUACUCUGUCCAGAGGGAGGAGGAAGUAGAAGAGGAGCCAGAACAAAACAGUCAUCCUCCACAGCUCCCACCCAGAAACAUCCCACUUGAUGUAAAGGACAGUGACUCCAAGACUUCUGAGCAAGCCUCCAAAUCCUUAUCAGACAUAUACCUGGCGAAACUGCAGCAUAUGGACUUGUCCAUCUUACCAGAAGAGCAUCAAAUGGCCAUCCAAGAAUACUUCAGGACUUCAGUCUGCUUAGAUGCUGAACAAGUACAAAACGGUAACCCUAACCUGCCUGGCCUCAAGAAGCUCAUAAUGGCAGUCUGCAAGAACCUAAACAGUGAAAUUUCCCGCAUCAUGCCAACUCUAGAGGUGUUUCACAGAACGCUGGACCAACAGCUCUCUCCAGGGAUUGGACCAAAACAAAAUUUCUGUGAUUCGGGUCCUGUGUCCUAUAGACUAGAGCAACUAACAAAGCUGCUCUACUCAAUAGAAGAUAAGGUUAAAGGUUCUGUUUUUGAGUAUGUUGGAUAUGAUGUGGGCCCACGGAAAUCUCUCAUACCGGUCGUUACGUUUGAGGUCAAACAAGAAUCUCUCGGUAUUUCCACAAAGAUGUUCCUGAAAGUGGACAUUGAAAGUGGGAAGCUCUACUUUAAGAAGUCAAAAGAUGGGCCCGAAGACAAAUACUUUGUGCACAAUAAAAUCCUGCAGUUGGUGAAAUCCCAGAAAAUGCACGCCAAGCUGGUCAUUGUGGUGGAGACGGAGAAAGAGAAAGUUUUGCGGAAAGAGUUUGUGUUUGAUGACACAAAGAAAAGAGAGGGCUUCUGUCAGCUGCUUCAGCAAAUGAAAAACAAACACUCAGAAAAGCCUGAACCAGACAUGAUCACAGUGUUUGUUGGCACCUGGAACAUGGGAAAUGCCGGCCCUCCCCCGAACAUCAGCUCCUGGUUUCAGUGUAAGGGCCAAGGGAAGACACAAGAUGACACAGCAGAUCAUAUUCCACAUGAUUUUUAUGUCAUUGGGACUCAGGAGGAUCCUUUGGGUGAGCGAGAUUGGGCAGAUACAGUGAAAGGUGUCCUGAGGAACAUCACAAACAUUAGCUUUAAACAAGUGGCAAUUCACACACUGUGGAAUAUUCGGAUCGUGGUCCUGGCCAAGCCUGAGCAUGAAAACAGGAUCUCUCAUGUUUUUUCAGACAGCGUGAAGACAGGGAUCGCCAACACUUUGGGAAACAAGGGAGCAGUGGGAGUGUCCUUCAUGUUCAAUGGGACAUCUUUUGGCUUUGUCAACAGUCAUCUGACCUCUGGAAGUGAGAAGAAGCUCAGACGGAAUCAAAACUACGCCAGUAUCCUGAGAUUUCUGAAUCUAGGAGACAAGAAGCUUAAUCCGUUUGACAUCACACAUCGCUUCACGCACCUCUUCUGGCUUGGAGAUCUGAACUACCGCGUUGAAAUGCCAUCUUCUGAAGCUGAAAGCAUUGUGUCAAAGAUCAAACAGCAGCAGUACCAGGAUCUGCUCGCCAAAGACCAGCUCAGCAUGGAGAGGAAAGAGGGCAAGGUCUUCUUGCAUUUUGAUGAAGAAGAAAUCACAUUCGCGCCCACGUAUCGAUUUGAAAGAGACACACGAGAGAGGUACGCCUACACAAAGGCCAAAGCGACAGGGACAAAAUACAAUUUGCCAUCCUGGUGUGAUCGCGUCCUACGAAAGUCAUAUCCUCUGGUUCAUGUAGUCUGCCAAGCGUACGGGUGCACUAAUAACAUCAUGACAAGUGACCACUCCCCGGUGUUCGCCUCAUUUGAAGUUGGAGUUGCCUCGCAGUACGUUUCCAAACAAGAUCCCAGCAGUGCGCCUCCCGGUGGGAUUCAGAUCAUGAACUGUGUGGCCAUCUUGUCGACAAAAUCGAAGACCAAGUUCUUCAUCGAAUUCCAUUCCAGUUGCUUGGAGAAAACUGUAAAGACUACAGACGGAGAGAACAGCGAGCACUCCGAUGGGUCUAUAAAAGUUCGGUUUGGCACCCAAGUUGAGCUGACCCCUAUCAUCUCUGACCCUGAAUACCUUCUGGACCAGCACAUCCUGAUGUGCGUGAAGUCGACGGACUCCGACGAGUCGUACGGAGAGGGCUGUGUCGCGCUGCGAGCCGCUGAGAUCAGCUACACCGAGUUUCAGAUCACACUGACUCACCACGGGGAGAAGACGGGAACACUGACAGGUGGCAUCCAGCUACGGACGUCUGAGGGCAAGCCCACUGAGAAGCUAUACGAUUUCAUCAAAAUUGAAAGGGAUGACCCCAUCGCCUCAAAAGGCAAAUCUGGAGACCUCAAUAAGUUUUCUAGCAACCAACCACAUGAUAUUUCUAACCCCAAUUACAUGGGAGUGUCAUUCAGAGGCGGGAAUGUGAUAGAUAAAGGCUGGAGUUACAGCAUGCCACCUCGAAAUGUUACCUCUGGGGGACAAGCAGGAAAAGAGCCAAAGAAGGGUUACGAUGUGAGCACACGCAGCCCCACGGGAAAGCCUGCUUCUGUGGGUGAGAACGGAAAGACAUCAGAGAUGUUUGACAACCCGUUGUAUGGUUCAGUGACCAAAUCACAUGGUCGGUCUAAAGACCAAGACCAACAACAGAAGGACCAUCUCAUACCCCCAGAUGUGCUAUAUGGAUCCUCCAAAACAGCAGACGGAGAUACCGAUCGCCCUCCAGUGCCCACCCCACGCAACCGCUCCUUCACCUGCUCUGAGAAUAAACCUCAGCCUCCAACACCAGUCAGCCUGCAUCCCCCAUCACAAAAGAAACCAGUGGUGCCCUCACGCUCAGAAGGCGGGAUGGGCCAAAGCCGGCCUCCUUUGCCUGCUAAGUCCCGACCGGGUGUGCCGGAGCCCCAGACCCCCAAACCAAGAGACUACAGAGACACCUCAGAGCUCACCAGCAAACAGAGACCACCAGGAAGACCUGACGUUUCCAAGAUCGGUCGCCCUGUGAAGUGAGACUGAGAGGUACACCUUCCUGGCUGCAUUCCUGGAAAUAUUUUUUAAAACCCCUUGCUACUGGUGUCACUCAUUUUAGAGGACAAUCACAUAUCUGUGCUGUCAUUAUAGAGCAGUCAGUUGGCUUAGCUUUGCACCUGUCCAAAGGUCUAAAAAAUUCAUCUGCCUGUCAUCCUCAAAAACUCACUUUUUAAGUUAGACUGAGCCGGGCUAGCAGUUCCUCUUUUUUUCCAGUCUUUAUGCUAAGCUAAGCUAACUGGCUUGUAGUUAGCUUAGUUAUCUACUUAUCUAAGUGCUAGUGAGACAUUAAAUGGGUGUACCAGUGUCUAACUCAGCCUUCAAAUGUAUGUAAACUCAUUUUUUAGUUUCUCGGACUUCUGCAAAGCUCACAUUGGAACGUAAGUUUGAACCUGGAACCUGCUUCUAAAAUAACUGUUACAUUUCAUUUGGAGUUUUUACACUAUACAGUAGCUGAUGAAUGUUUACCGCACAGUAUUAUCUUGCACAGACAUGUUUGCCUUUAAUAUGUACAAAUGAUGCUCCAAUUAAUUCCAAUAUUAAAGCUUGAAUUACAUGU